AUGGAUUCUCCACCCACAAUAUCCAUCACGCGAGAACAGUUCAUUGUUUUCCACAAGUGUGACAGAGACCUUUUCACUCGUCUUGUCAUGGUUCUAAGACGAGACAUUAACCAGUCUUAUCAAGUCAUGAGCUUUCUCCUCCAUCUCGAGAAGAUUGCUGUCGUGAAAAACCUGAUAGCGAAUCUUGCCUCUGCACCAGACGUUUACGUCAACAUGGUCGCUGACCAAGUCGUGACGUGCAUGAUUUGCUUGUCCUACCAAGAUUUUCCAGCAUUCGUGACCUACUUGAGGAUUAACAACCUCUCCCCAGCGAUACCUCACAUCACGGGUUUGACAGGAGGGUACUUGACUCUCAUAGUCAUCCACAACCACCGCGGAAACAUCAUGUUUGAGAUGAAGCAGCACUUGACGCGUGUAUGCAUCCCAGCUUUUGAGGAUAUAUGGAUGUACCACAUGGAGUUUGAAGAGAGGAGAAAGGCGAUAGCGAAGAUGAACCAGCGGAGAACUAGCCGUGUUUUUCACAAGGGUGAAUCAAGUACAAGCCAGUUCUUAAGUGGUGAGCAAGUGCAUGCACAUGAUAGGACUAUCUUCCUCACAUUUUCUAGAGGAUACCCAGUCUCUAAAGAGGAAGUGCAUGCCUACUUCACGAGGACAUUUGGGGAAAUUAUUGUAGCGAUACACAUGGGUGGAGCGGGAGCGAAUGAACAAACGCUAUAUGCAACGAUGGAGUUAAAUUCUCCAGCCAUGAUUCCACAGAUUUUAAUAGCAGGGUUAGACAGGACCAAAUUCAUCAUCAAUGGAAAACAUGUUUGGGCUCGAAGAUUCAUUCCCAGUCACAAACCCUCCUCCAAUAAUCUUCUUUCCCGUUCCUUCUAG
Eruca vesicaria subsp. sativa (arugula) is the source of this 876-nucleotide messenger RNA. Lineage: Eukaryota; Viridiplantae; Streptophyta; Magnoliopsida; Brassicales; Brassicaceae. The record is from the annotation of a GenBank genome assembly.